AUGCUGGCAUGUGUGAGUGUGCAUGGGGUUGUUUGGAUUAGAGUGGGCCUGGACGACCGAUGUCAUGACUGGGUUGUGGGCAAGCCCCGGAAAGGUACAGGCCCGCGCGUCUGGAACAUGUCCGACCUCGUCACUGGCGCAGGACAAGGUUUGAGUCAUCGCGAUGAUGCAUGUCGUAACCACAACUCAUUUCAUCCAUGCUCUCCUCGACUCGAAUGGGCCGGACGAGUGUGA
Messenger RNA from Protopolystoma xenopodis, 234 nucleotides. The record is from the annotation of a GenBank genome assembly. Lineage: Eukaryota; Metazoa; Platyhelminthes; Monogenea; Polystomatidea; Polystomatidae.